AUCUUUAUCAAUAGACGUGGUCGAACAAUUGAUCAGUCGAAUUGGUAGCAAUAAGACAUUUUGGAGAUGUUGAUUACAAUUUAAUGAGAUGUUAUUGGACUGACAUUUACAAUACAAAUUUUAAUGAUUAAGUGAUUUUUUAGUCAUAACUAACCCAAUAAUGUUAUAGACUUUUUGAGACAAUUUAUUACAAUAAAUGUCUUUCCAAGCCUUUGGUCCUUCCACCAUUUCCAUGUCAAGAACUUGGAUCAAGGUCUAGUUCAUCCUUCUCUUCUAUAGUUCGACCUAUAAGUGUAUGUCUGAUCAAAUCUCUAGCUAGUGCAUACCGCAACUGAGAUGGAACUAAAUUACGAUUUCAAUCCAAACUCUGAAACUCAAUGUAUCAUUGUUUGAGUUACCACUUAAGUCACCAAAACUAUGGCUUUCAUAUAGUAACAACAAAAUGAGGCAGCAUUACUGAGUUUGUACAAUUUCUGUUUUCCAUUGACGAAGUCCAACAGCAAUAAUACAGCUAGGAUGAAGGAACGUCAUCGCCAUGUACAUUUCUGAAAACUCCAGUAGGGUGCAAUGGCAUCAUGCAAUGCUUUCUGGGGUCUCUUCUUUUAACCAAACCAGGAAAACAAAAUCACAUGGUAAGAAACCAGUUCAAAACAAAGUGCUGGUCUUCUUUACUUGAUAAAAAAACCACAGAGAUAAAUUAGAAAAAGAAGCCAAAGUUCUCUCUCAAGAAGUGAGGUGAAUCAAAGGAGUUAGGGCAGAACAACAACAACAACAAUGGGUUCUCCAUCUUUCUGCCUGAUCAUUAUUCAGUCUGCAAUUGAUGAGAAGAAGCUGCUUCUGCCAGUGGAGUUUGUGAGCCAGCAUUGUGGAGAUCUUGCAAAGUUUGCCACUUUCAGGGCGCCAGAUGGGCGAACCUGGCCGAUACUGAUUGCAAGGAGAAGUGGCGAUGGCAAGAAGAUGUUCACCCGCGGUUGGUCCGAGUUUGCAGCUUACUACUCCAUCAGCCACGCAUAUCUGAUCGCGUUCAAGUACAAGGGGAACUCCGAUUUCCAUGUCAGGAUCUUCGAUCCAACCUGCUGCGAAAUCGCAUACCCAACUCCCAGGACAGUAGAUCAGCAUGAAUCUACACAAUAUGAGAAUGAUGAGGAGAGCUCAGGAGGAGAUGGAAUUCCGAUCACAACGAGCAGAAACUACGAUAAGGUGUACCAGAAGGCUACACCAUCAGGCCAGAGGACGAUUCUAGCCGCAACGAAGCACAAGCUUCACAACCCUUCAUUCAUGCUGGUGGUGCAACCCUACAACUUGUCAAACCCUGUGGCUUAUGUGCCUGGGGAGUUUGCUGCUAAGCACCUCAGCCCGGAUUGCAGCAGCAUAUUGGUGAGAGAUUCCGUCAGCAGAGGCGAGUGGGCGAUCCAGUUCACGUGGAGGGACCGUGGAGGCUUGAACUUGGGGCUCGGGUGGGGAGCUUUCACCAUGGACAACGAGUUGAAGCCCGAGGAUGUCUGUCGAUUCGAGCUGAUCAGUAGUGACGCUGAGAGAUACUGUGUCAUGAAAGCUCAUCUCUUCCGAGUCUCCUACCCAUGAAAGCAGCAACUAGACCGAAAGUAUGCUCGUUCGUGUCUCUCCUCUUAUCGAUCAAGCUGAUGUGUUUAUAUGACUAAAUCAAUCAAUGAAUCAUAUGUCUAUCAACUGAUUGAAUCUACGCUGUGUAAUAAUUAAGUUUCAAAGCUUUGGAUGUUGGGCUUUGGAUUGCUCGAGUGUUCCUUGUGUACUACAAGGUCGUGUUUGAAACAAAGGUCCGAGUGCUGGUGGUUUCUUGGGGGACAAGUUAACCAUAAACUCAUCAUCUAUUUGCUAGAUGCAAGUAAAACUUUAGAGUUCAUUUUUGAAUCUUGUCCCUAAAAACGAGUUCAUUUUUAUAAAUGCUUCCAGUUUAUCGGAACUGAAAACAUGAGAAAACUUGGAUCGAUAUUUUCUAUACUUUAACUUACUUACAGUGAAACACUACCUAACCAAACCUAAAUAAAAGUGCAAAACAUCAUUUGCUGGAUAGAAGGAUCUCCAUCAGUGUCUGUUAGAAAUAUUGCCUUAUUAUUAGUACUAGAAAAUUGACCCGCGCUCUGCGGCGGGUUCUCAAAAAUAAAUUGACUAAUUAACUGUGAAAAGUAAAUUUUAAAUCAAGGUGAAUGUCUUUUGUGGUCGAAAAGGAAUCAUGUAUUAACUUGAAAUGGAUGCGAAUAGGACCAUAAUCAACUUUUUAAUCUCUUUAGUCUUCAUGGACUUGUAUAUGAUUUCAAAGUAAGUAGUUGGAUUUACAAUUAUAUUGAAUUGAUUAAUUGAAUGUAUGAUAAGUGAGUGUGAUAUUCUCUAAUCUUGUGAAUAGGCAAGAAAAUAAUUUUGCGAUGAAGAAUAAAAGAAUUUUUACAACAUGUGCGAUGGAAUAUUUACAUCUUACACAAUAAAAUUGUUAUCGGACCACAAUAAUGGUUCAACCCUUGAGAUUUAAAAUAGAGUAUAUUUUGAAAUAGUGCUAUAUUCAAAUUGAAUAGCUCGCAGUUUCACAUAUAGUUUCCUAUGCAUUAUAGUACAAUGAAAUACCAAAAUGAAGAAUAUUUGAUUAUGACUAUGUAUGGGAAUGCAUGACCCAUCCGCAUCAAACAUUGUAACAUCAUACAUUGUAUUCACUUUGUGAAUUUUAUUAUAUAUGCAUGCUUUCUUACUCACAUCCAAAAAUACCCAACAUAACUUAACAAAAUAAUUGAAAUAAGUGGAUCUAUAAGAAUGUGUUAGGUAUAUGAUGGAUUCUAACAAAUCAAAUGAUAAAACCUCAACAUUUAAUGAAAAUAAAAACUUAAAUAACAAAAAGAGCAAUGAGAAUAAUUUUAUAACAUGAUUAUAUUCUCGGUGAUCAAGUGAAGGAGAUGAUGAGGCCAAUAGAGGUGAACAGGUGGUAUGUUUUCACUUUAAACAUAAACAUGUGUCAGUCAUGCAAAAGAAUGAUCUGCAUGAAACGUGUAAUUGAAUUGGAGUUACUUCCCUAGCUAAGAGUACGUCGAGGAUCAUAAGGGUCUUGAAAAGAAUCUAUCAUAUGAAUUGGAGUCCCAAUUUGUCCAGCCACCAAGAGUCGAUCGGAGAAUGGAGGUUAGAUGAACGAUCGGUGAGGAUUGGCGGCUAUGCCAGAGUUAUUCGCAGGGGAUUUACGGUGAACUCUCCAAUUAGAAGCUGGGAGGAGUAGCGACUGUAGAAAAUCUGGUGAGAGAAUCCAGCUUGGCCAAUCGCCAGUGAAUCGUCGGAGGGAAGAAGGGGGAAGAAACAGGAUUGCUACGCAUUGGUGACCCGCCAACUUGGCCAAUCGCCAGAAAAUCGUCGUGGGGAAGAUAGUGGGAACUGAAGGGGCGGUUUAAGGGAAUAAACGGGUCCACAAAGCUUACUGUGAACUCUCAAGUAGGAUAGUAAACCCCUUAAGUCUACAGUAUAAUUAAUUGGCCAAUCGCCAGUGAAUCGUCGGAGGGAAGAAGGGGGAAGAAACAGGAUUGCUACGCAUUGGUGACCCGCCAACUUGGCCAAUCGCCAGAAAAUCGUCGUGGGGAAGAUAGUGGGAACUGAAGGGGCGGUUUAAGGGAAUAAACGGGUCCACAAAGCUUACUGUGAACUCUCAAGUAGGAUAGUAAACCCCUUAAGUCUACUCGCCAAUUAAUUAUACGGGUCCACAAAGCUUACUGUGAACUCUCAAGUAGGAUAGUAAACCCCUUAAGUCUACUCGCCAAUUAAUUAUACUAAUAAUUAGUAUUUUGUUAGCGUGAGCCGGCCCAUUAGUACUAAAUAGUUUAGGGUAAAAUUAGAGUUGAUUUUUUUUGGGUUUUCAGUUUAUUUUCUUAUAUAUAUAUGUAACUAGCUUUAUACCCACCCGUUGGGCGGCAAAUUUUGAUUGGUUAUUAUAUUUUUCGUCCUAGUAUUAUAAUUUUAUUUAUGAUUCAUUAUGUUAAACUAUUAUACAUUGAAUUGUUAAUCUCACUUACCAAAUUUCAUAUAUUAUUUCACAUUUUUAAUCUUUCAUUUAUUUAUGAAAAUUUAAUUUUAUUAAAUGAGCUCUCUAUAAUAAUUUCUUUAUUGAUUUAUAAUUAUGUAUCGAGUCCACCCUUUAAAAUAUAAACUAAGAGAUUAUUAAUUUUUUAACACACAAAAUGACAAAGAAGUUAAAAUUUAGAAGGAUACAAAAGAAGAAGUUAAAAUUUGCAAAUAUAUUUCAAUUAAUAAAAAAAAAGUGAAGAGCUUUCAUUUUCUCACCCUUCUCGUACGUUGGUAUAUGAUAAUAGAGAAUAUCGCAAUCUAGAUCCCACAAAUAUCGUGUAGUAUCAGUUACUCGUGUAAUUUUGGAAGAAUGAGAAACCACAUUGGCAUCCACAUCAUCAAUCUUCCGCUUAUUCGUUUAAUUUACCUUGAAAAUAUUCUAGCAAAAUCAACCACAAAUAAAACUGUUGUUUGUCACUAAUUUAUUAAAACUAUGUUUUCAGUAAACUAAACUGCAUAUAAUCAUAAUUUAUAUUUUGUAGAGAGCUACAUACCCCUGCCAAAAGGAUCAUGUUUUUCUACCUAAUAAUAACAUAAAUGAAUAGUAAAAGUUGUAUACUUCAAUAUAACUCAAGUCAUUAUAUCUUGCAAAGUCCUCAUUGUGAAUCGGAUUGAUGCAUCAAUCCAAAUAGCAGUUAUUAUGAAACAAUCAGGCAAAAAUCAAGCUUUAGUUAGGGAUUCUAUUAGGCAAAAUUCACGCUAAGGAAACAAACCAAUGUCAUUACA
This is a messenger RNA of Linum trigynum, 4797 nucleotides long. The record is from the annotation of a GenBank genome assembly. Lineage: Eukaryota; Viridiplantae; Streptophyta; Magnoliopsida; Malpighiales; Linaceae.